This is a messenger RNA of Drosophila kikkawai, 1213 nucleotides long. RefSeq lists its product as uncharacterized. The record is from RefSeq and is a predicted model, not a curated record. Gene Ontology annotation, cellular component: nucleus. Gene Ontology annotation, molecular function: zinc ion binding. NCBI's taxonomy places the organism in Eukaryota, Metazoa, Arthropoda, Insecta, Diptera, Drosophilidae.
GCCAUCACUCUAACUGCAAUCGUAAAAACGUAAACAAAUGAAAGUUGUAUUUUUAUUUUAAAAACUUAAAAUUAAAUAAUGGAGGAUUCUGAUAAGCCUGAUUCGAAGCGCUUUUCCAGUGGUAGUGGAUACUUGGAGGACACCCACUGCAAAACCACCCCCACCAACAAUACACAAGAGGCAACAUGUCGAGUUUGCUUUGGAAACUCAAAAGAAAUGGUUAAUAUAUCAGAGUGCACGCCUGGAUCAAGCAUCUCGAUUGCGGAUAUGAUAUCUCAGUUCAUAGGACAUAAAGUUUCCCAAGAGGAUUCGUAUCCGCAAAGCAUUUGUCUGCCUUGCCUUCGGGAUACACAAAGUGGAUUUAGGAUAAAGCAAACUUACGAGAAGAACUUCUCCUUAUACUGUCAGAAGGAAAAGAGGGUACUAGAAGCAGAUGAAAAAAUGCACAUAGUACCUGAUAGUAGUUCCUCCUCCGACGAGAAUGAGUUCGAAUGCCAAGUAAAGAACGAGUUGGUUGAAGAAGAGGACUUUGAGGAUUGCCGGGAUUUCGAGCCCCAUUGUGAAAUAGAAAUUGAAGCAAAUUGUGACUCUGAUAAUGCAGAGAAAGGUAGCAAAGAUGCAAGCUCAACAAUCAAGUGUUCACGUUGCCAAUGUACUUUUCCGGAACUGCAACAACUUUUAACGCACAUGGAGCAGAGUCAUGUAAACAAAACACGAAGCAACAUUAACUUCAAGUUCCAAGUUGGUUUUCGUCAAGGCUCCAGGCUCAUUCACACUCUGGACGACAACCAACUUUAUUGUAAAAAUAAACUUCUAAAAAACGGAGACAAUACGUACGUAUGCCGCGUCAAAGAUUGCAAGGCCCGAGUGUAUCUGGCAAAAGAUGAAACGCUAGUAUACGCCAGGGAAGAUCAAGUACACCAUAGCCAUAAAGGUCAAGAUCUGGAAAUAAAGAAAAUUAUUGCCAUGGACAUAGUAAAGAACAAGUGCAAGACCGAUAACUCGGAUCUCAAGAAGAUUUUCAACGACGUAAUGGCCGAGCACACCCAGGAUGCUGCUGAACUCAAAAUUUCCUAUGAUAGCUUCAAGCGUACUUUGCAACGCAAAAGACAACCCGUACGACGACUUUACCGGCUGAAGAACCUAACUCAAGCCAAGGAAAUAAAUUAGUUGCAAAGUAAUACUUAUUUAAAGUAAAAAAAGAUCUGUACAU